This is a messenger RNA of Phymastichus coffea, 2361 nucleotides long. RefSeq names its product 15-hydroxyprostaglandin dehydrogenase [NAD(+)]-like. Gene Ontology annotation, cellular component: cytoplasm. The transcript has 7 exons. The coding region runs from base 314 to 1081 and encodes 255 amino acids. The record is from RefSeq and is a predicted model, not a curated record. Gene Ontology annotation, molecular function: oxidoreductase activity, acting on the CH-OH group of donors, NAD or NADP as acceptor. Lineage: Eukaryota; Metazoa; Arthropoda; Insecta; Hymenoptera; Eulophidae.
AAAUCUCCACAAGAGAGAAAGAUACACCUUCACACGGCACCUAAACCAAUACUUCUUUCAAUUAAUUUCUUCAAUCAAGAAUCUACAGAUCAAUUUAGCCAGCACAAUCCCCACUCUAGAAUUAUUUUAUCAGUUAGCGCCUCGUACGAGGCUCUUAGUGCAGUGGCGAAAAAUAAGUCCGCACUAAUGAAGAGUUGAUUCGUCCCCUUCUACCGGCACACCAAGACGGACCGGCUUUCUCUGAAGAGGACAGAAAAGGCUAGCGGUUAUUGACAAACGGCGAGCGAGCAGCGAACGCAGGCGGGCAGGCAGGAUGGAGGUGAAAGGCCGCGUCGCCCUGGUGACGGGAGCAGCAGCCGGCAUAGGCAGAAGCUACGCCGAGGAAUUGAUGAACCACGGAGCCAAGGUGUCGAUAUGCGACAUCAACGUCGAGGAUGGUGAGAAGCUUUACCACAGUCUGGCCUCGCGCCAUGGUAAGGACCGAGUGCUGUUCUGCCUCUGCGACGUGACCGACUACAACCAGUUCGAAGAGGCGUUCAAAACGACGAUCGCGACCUUCGGCCACAUCGACAUCGUCAUCAACAACGCGGGCAUCAUGAACGACAGAUUCUGGGAGCUCGAGGUCGACAUCAAUCUGAACGGAGUGAUCCGCGGCACGCUGCUGGCGCAACGCUACCUGGGCAUCGACAAGGGCGGCCGAGGCGGGGUCGUCGUCAACACCGGCAGCAACGUCAGCGUCUACCCGUACGUCAGCGUGCCCAUCUACUCGGCGACCAAGGCCGCUAUCGUCAGCCUCACGAGGGCUUUCGGCGACCAGUACCACGUGGGCCUCACGGGGGUGCGAGUGAUGGCGAUUUGCCCGGGCCCGACGAAGAGCAAUUUGGUGCGCGACGUCGGCAAGCAGCUGCUGGCGCCGCGCUACGAGGACGCCUGGCGCCGGGACACCGCCACCUCCAAUUCGCAGACGCCCGAGCACGUGGCCAAGUCGCUGAUUCAGGUGCUGGCGAGCGGCAAAAGCGGCAGCGUUUGGCUGGUAGAGAACAGCCAGCCCGCUCGCGAGCUCACCUACGCCAAACAUUAGCUUUUCCCGAUGCCCGUUCCCUUCGAGACAGAUGGGCUUCCGUUCGCACCGUCGGGAAUAUUCUUCCUCGCAGAUCAACUGUUGCCGUACCAGCCAACGACUUUUUUAUGACUGUGUUUUUGCGAGCGUCGUCGGGACGUUAUCCGCCAUUGCCAAUUUUUUUACCAAUCCCUCGAGUCAUUUCGGAAUCGCACACUCGCGGCUGUGAAAGCGAGGACACACAGCAAAGCUCAUCCCUUUGCCAUUUGAUAUUCGGAUGUUGGACGAAUAUUGCACGUCCAAUGUGCGAUCACAUCCAUGUAGAGGAGGCACCCGGCACCCGGCACCCGGCAACGGUUUCAGGCGAUACAAGCAGGUCGAGCAGUGUUUUCAAAGUAGCUUUUCGCGUUGAUCUGUACUUAGCCUUAUGUCUUUAGCGACCUUUCAAAAAUUAAGUUACAAUAACACAUUAUAUCAAAGGUACUUGGAGAUGCAAUCAAUGACGGUGGAUUCCAUUUUUCUAUUCUCGUAGCGAGUAAUUUAAACAACUAUAUUUGUGCGACAUUUAAUUUCGUCUGUGAUAUUAUCGAUUUCUUCUGUUCGACAUUGUCUCGUUGAAAAGUUCAUAGCUGGAAUCAAAAUACGUAAUCGUUCAGAAAUUUCGUACUACCACUUCGCUAUAAUCGCCCUAAAAAGCCACCCUAAACAAUCAUUAUUCAAAUUGAAUCGUAUGAUAUAACUAUAACGCGACUCGCUGUGAGCAAGCGAGAACAAGUAAAGUGUUCAUAUUGCGUACUUUUAUUACGUAUUUUUAACGAGGUACUUAUCUAUUCGAGAUAUUUUUUUAUGGAAAUUAUUUUUUGAAAAGUCGUGUAACGAACUGUGUGUUGCCAUUUUUUCGUUCCUUCGUAUGCACAUACGUAUAUGUAGCUUAAGCUUCUAUUGAACGUCCGGCCAGUGAUUGUCUUGCAUCCACGCUAUUGACGUCCGCGACACAUAAAUGUUUUUUCAUUGUUGUCAUGUAAUUAAUCUACGGUGAAAAUAAAGUGCACGUAUUUGCGUCCGAGUAUUGGGAUUGAGAUUUUUCAAAUGCUAUAAACUAUCAAGAAUAAGUUUUAAUAAGAAAAAAGAAUUUUAAAUUUGCGAUGUAAAAGAAGAUUGUCUCUAUGAAAGAUUUAUGUAAGCGUGUAGCUUCGUUUGCGAUUGUUGAUUUUCCACAUUGUUGAUUUUCUUUCAAAUCUACGCAUCUAUUGUAUUACGUUGCGCUCAUGUAUUCGAUGCUGCUGCAAGCCUUAAAUAAA